Spea bombifrons (plains spadefoot toad) is the source of this 4122-nucleotide messenger RNA. It is a transcript of the gene STK36, whose product is annotated as serine/threonine kinase 36. Gene Ontology annotation, cellular component: cytoplasm. Gene Ontology annotation, molecular function: protein kinase activity; protein binding; ATP binding. Gene Ontology annotation, biological process: protein phosphorylation. The transcript has 28 exons. NCBI's taxonomy places the organism in Eukaryota, Metazoa, Chordata, Amphibia, Anura, Pelobatidae. The record is from RefSeq and is a predicted model, not a curated record. The coding region runs from base 65 to 3841 and encodes 1258 amino acids.
CAAACCGGAAGAGAAGGAAAAGAGCGACAGAGCAGGAGAGACUUCCCAGUAUACAAAGACAGGGAUGGAGAAGUACCACGUUCUGCACCUGAUCGGCGAAGGUUCCUUCGGGCGAGUUUACAAGGGCCGGAGGAAGCACAGCGGAGAGGUCGUGGCUUUGAAGUUUAUCCCAAAAGUUGGCCGCUCAGAGAAGGAACUGAGAGGACUGAAGAGAGAAAUUCAGAUUAUGAGGGAUCUCAGACACCCCAACAUUGUACGGAUGUUAGACAGCUGCGAGACAGAGCGAGAGGUUGUUGUGGUCACUGAAUACGCGGAAGGAGAGUUAUUCCAGAUCCUGGAAGAUGAUGGGAAUUUGUCUGAAGAGCUGGUAAGAGAUGUCUCUGCCCAACUGGUGUCUGCACUCUAUUACCUGCACUCUCACCGAAUCUUGCACAGGGACAUGAAGCCUCAGAAUAUUUUGCUGGGUAAAGAUGGAACCGUCAAACUUUGUGACUUUGGAUUUGCCCGUGAGCUAAGUCUGGACACCUUAAUGGUGCGCUCUAUUAAGGGCACCCCCCUGUAUAUGUCCCCGGAGCUGGUUCUCGAGCGGCCAUACGAUCACCGAUCUGAUCUCUGGGCCCUUGGCUGCAUUGUGUAUGAGUUGCUGGUUGGAACACCCCCAUUCUACACACACAGCAUCUUCCAGCUGGUCAGCAUCAUUACCCAGCAGGCCGUGCGCUGGCCACGGGGUAUAUCUCCUGAGCUGAAGGCCUUCUUGCAGGGCCUUCUCACAAAGGAUCCCACCGUCCGGCUCUCGUGGCCUGAGCUUUUGAGGCAUCCGUUCAUCAGGGACAAGGUGACAGUAGUGAAAGACGGAACAGCCUCCAGUCCCUUCACGUCCCCUCUGACUGAUGAGCAGCGGAAGCUGAGAGAUAAAUUGUGCGAGACUGCUGGCCAGAGCAGCGCGCACUCUCGAAUCCUGAGCAGAGCCAGACAGCAAGUGGCAAAAAGACACCAGAGAAACCAUAGCACGCUCCAGACAGACAGCGGGAAGACACGGCAAGGAGAAAAAUCGAACAACGUUUUGGCCGCGGCUGAGCAGGAGGUCCUAUUAAAACAGGCCGAAGCUGAAACCCCCCCUGCAACCAGCGAUCAUCAGAUCUCACAGGAUUACGAACGAGAGUUCUGCCACCAGAAGCUAGACAGGCAAAGCAUUGAGAGAGUUCACCUAGAGAGUGAGGACAGUGACGAUGAGUGGUCUCUGUUGCUGGAGGCCACUGACCCAGCUCAGGCUCAGCUCAGCACUCCCUUCCUCCUACUCCAAGACCCCAGCUUCCGAAAAAGAGUACAGUGCCGGUUGCAGGACUGCCGCCCGCCGGUCUCUCUAGAAGACGUUUCCCGCCUGCGCCCUGCCCUGCGUGUCAUCUGUAACCUUCUCACGUCGACGUGUGACCCCGCGCUGCUUUGUGAUCUGUGUAUGGAGCUCCGGUUACCUGGCUUUGUGCUGCAUCUCAUCGGCCAAACGCUAAGCAGUGAGCAGCGACAGUGCUCCUGGGCCGUCUCCUUCCUAUCCGAUCUUUUAUCGCUGCUGAAUGCUUACUACUGCUUCCAGAGACAUCCCGAAGCUUCGAGGAAUCUUGAGACGUGCGCCGAAACGUUUAUUGGAGUUUUGGAAGAUUUGCUUUGUUUUCCUCAAGAAGGAGAGGGAAUCUUACAACAGCAGAGUCUGCAAUGUUUGGUGUCUCUUUGUGAGAGUAUAGACUGUGGAGCACUCCCAGACGCUGCCGGGUUUUACACCAAUCUUCAUUCAGAGCACGGAAGGAUUCUGGAGCGGCUUCUAGAGAAGUCCCAGCGUCCAAACCCCGAUCUGCCAGUGAGUCCUAAAGCUGGGCCGGAUGGAGACGCGUCUUCUGAAGAGUGCCGCUUCACUGAUGCUCUGGCUGCUGUGUGCGACAUCCCGUUCUCCGUAGACUGCAGGCAAAUAAAGGAAAAGAUUUCUCUUCAUCUGUCUGAGAAGUUUAUCUCGGGGACUUGUCUCGACCGCAUUGUCUCACAUCUGCCGAGCUCUGCGUGCGCUCUUAGCUGUCUCAAGAUCUUGUAUUCUUGCUGUCACAGUAACCUGGACUUCUGUCAUCACCUUGUAAAAAACGGCGCUGCCUGGCAGGCUGUUCUGAGUGUUCUGGAAUCGGAGGUCAGUCUUGGAGACGUUCAGAGGAUUCGCUGUGUGGAGCUGUCUCUGUGUCUGCUGUCAGUGCUCGUUCUACGUCUUCAGUCUUGGCCGGAGCUGUCUCGGAUGGAGUCCCUGGUCCAGCAGCUUCUCACGUGUGAAGUACCAUCUCUGGUGGCCUGUUCUGUGGUCCUGAUAUCUUCUCUUCAAGACUGUGGGGAACCUGUCGUGCUGUCUCGCGAGAGACUGAUGAGUGUCAUAAAAAUAUCCCUGGCAUUGACUCCUGAGCUGGUGUCUCCGGCUCCUCUGGGCUCAGGAAUACACGACUGGAUCUUCCAUUUUCUAAACCAGCAGCUUAACCAGGACCAGUCGCUCUUUAUGGAAGUCUCAGAAGAGAGCGCCUUUCUAUGGUUCCAUGUCUGCUCAUUGUUGGGUGCGUCGAGUGCAAAGACUCAGCUGGAAGGAGAGACUCCUCGCGGGACCCCCUGUGUGGCUCCAGACUGGAACCUACUGUCUGUGCGCGGGGUGAUAAGUUUCCUCCACCUGGCGCUCGUGACCUCUGUGCGGGACCCCGAUAACUUCCUCAGCCUCCUGGCUAACCCGGAUGGGCUGAUCCUGGCGGCAGUUAACCAUUUAUUGACCCCCAGCUUCCUGGGUCAUGUGACGCAUGCGUGUUGCUCCUCUGGAUGGGACGUUUCUCAGACUGUUUCCGACGUGGUAAAUCUUGUGACCCAACUACUCUGCGUCCCCUUCUCUCUGGAGACGGCUGAGGACACCAUGCAUGUGAUUCUGGGAUCUCUCAGACGGCACCAGACUGUCUCGUUUCUGCUGCAGGCUGCAUCUCAGCUCCCGCCGCACCUCAUGGAGCUUCCCGUGUCUCUGUUGUGUCGUCUUGCGCUUGUUCAGAAUGACUUCCUUGAAGAGUUUUCGUCGUCGGCAGCCUCCUCGCAUGACGUGGCCGCAUGGCUGGGAAGUGCCCUGCGCUCAGGGCCGGACAGUCUGACCUGUGACCUGCUGUCCCUUUUCAGCCACUUGAUCCGAACGUCGUCCACAUGUCUGCCUCUACUGCAAAGCAUUGUGGGAGAGUGGGAGAAACUUCUGCCCCAGCUCCUGCACACUUCAGGGCCGGAACUGAGGGCUGCCGGGUGCACCCUUGCGGGGAACUUGGCUCGUCAUGAGGAACAUCUGGCAAAGUCUGUGUUGGAACGUUUGCUGGACUGUCUCUCGGACAGAGACGCCCGAGUAAGGAGAUCGGCCGCAUUUGCUGUAGGAAAUUUUGCGUUUCACAAGGACCAAGCAGAAUGUUACAGCCUCUGGGUGUCUCUUGCGACAUCGAGGAUCCUGACUCUCCUCAGGGAUCCUCAAGCAAAGACCCGUGCCCAUGCGGCCAGCGCUUUAGGGAAUCUGGGCACGGUCUCCAUUCGAGAAAGCGAUGCUCAGCUUCAGGUGUUAAAGGUCCCGCAGCUGCUCCUUCAGUCGGCCUGUACAGACCAAGACGAGUCCGUCCGACUGGCUUCGCUCAUUGCCCUCCGUAGUCUGAGCGGAUCGCCGGCUGUACGGCAGCACCUUCUGUCUCUGGAUGCUGGAGAGAAGCUGUUGGUGUUCCUGAAAAGUUCCCAAAGAUGUGGCUCUGCUUCCUGCGCCCAUCACUGCGACCGGCUCCUCCGUCUGCUGAGUGGCCCCUCCGUCUGCUGAGUGGCCCCUCCGUCUGUUGAGAAGCUUAAUAGUGGCCCCUCCGUCUGCUGAGCGGCCCCUCCGUCUGCUGAGAAGCUUCGCACCGGCCCUGAGCGGCCACCCCGUAGAGCCAGAGUCACCAGACGUUUCAUGUGUACAGACAGCUUCCCCUCUUAUACCAAAAGUGUUCGGAUUCUGAUUCUCAAAUUGCUGUUUUUUGGGGGUGAAAGAAUAAAACAUGAAUAAUCAGCGUGUAUAUUCUGUAGAUUUUUGUAACAAUAAAGUUUAUUCAUUUAAUCAAA